This is a messenger RNA of Priapulus caudatus, 627 nucleotides long. RefSeq names its product ligand of Numb protein X 2-like. The record is from RefSeq and is a predicted model, not a curated record. Lineage: Eukaryota; Metazoa; Priapulida; Priapulimorpha; Priapulimorphida; Priapulidae. The transcript has 5 exons. The coding region runs from base 127 to 627 and encodes 166 amino acids.
UGCAAUACUCAAACUGUGUUUGUUAAAUUAUAAAUACAGUGACGGCGCGUAUAUUGCGUGUAAUACACACAAUACAAGCACAGCAAAAGAUACUAAACACAUUUUACGAUGCCAUAGAACCGCGUGAUGGAGGGUGCCACGGGCAGCCACCACUACAUGAACCCAGACUCGCGCGUGUGCCAGGUGUGCGGCCAGUUCCACGAGCAGCACGGACCGCACCUUUACGACUAUCACGAGUCCGUCGAUGAAGAUCUCGUCUGCCACAUCUGCCUGCAGCCUCUGGUCAGCCCACUGGACACAAAGUGUGGCCACACGUUCUGCGGCCGCUGCAUCAAGAACUACUUGAGCAUGAACGAUGCAUGUCCAGUUGAUCGGUCACCUCUGUCCAGUAGUCAACUGAUGCUUGCAACUCACAUGGUCAGACGGCUUUUGGACAAGCUUCUUGUCGUCUGUCCAAACGUUGAUUACUGCGAAGCUGUCCUGCCCAGGUGCGAACUUGAGAGUCAUCUCCAGCACAGGUGUCACGGUGUGUUGUCGCCCGUGCGUUGCGCAGGCAAGCUUGGCUGUCCGCUACCAGGGCCGCGUGGCGCCUACAGAACCAUUCUCUGGGAGUGCCAAGUAUCGUAA